AUGUUGUGUGAGAAAGUGAAGAGCUGUGCGUGGUGCUGCGGCUGCAAACGCGAGGAGGAGGAAGAAGAUCAAGAGGCAGGCGUCGUUGUGCAUAUGAACAAUCGCGAAGCGAAUGCCCCCUACGGUUACCCCGACAACUUUGUCAAGACGACAGAAUACACACCCUGGACAUUCAUUCCACUUGGGUUACUCCUGCAGUUUAGAAGAAUCAGCAAUUUUUAUUUUUUGAUUUGCAUGAUUCUAGCCCUCAUCCCUGGUGUUUCUCCCGUAAACCCUGCAACCGCCGUCACCCCACUUGUCUUUGUUGUUGGGGUGGCGAUGAUCAAGGAGGGAGUGGAGGAGGUCAAGCGCCACAGAGCAGACAAUAAGGCCAACUCUGUUGAGGUGGAGGUUCUUGUGAAUGGAGAGGUGGUAAAAGUUCCGAGCAGACACCUGCGUGCAGGGGAUGUCGUGCGGGUGCACAAUGGAGAUGAAUUACGUGCUGAUUUAUUAUUCUUGUCCUCCCACUCAGAGGAAGGGCAGGUGUUCAUUGAUACGUGCAACUUAGAUGGUGAGACAAGCCUAAAGGGUCGUAAGUCGAUCGAGGUGACACGAUCACUUUGCUCCCCCGAAACCCUGAAUGCGGCGCAACUCACACUCCACACUGUGCCCCCUGAUCCCGGGCUUUUGUCGUGGACUGGCCGGAUUGACCUCAACGGGGAGGACUACGCUGUCGAUCUGAACCAAUUUUUGUACCGCGGCUCCGUCCUUCGCAAGGCGGAUUGGCUCUGGGGAUUUGUUGUCUACGCCGGCGUAGACACGAAGAUGUUCCGCAAUUUAAGGAAAAGGACAUCAAAGUCCUCCGAUUUGGACUCGAAACUGAAUAUUCUUAUCGCCAUCGUAUUCGUACUGCAAAACGUCUUUCUUAUCUUGCUUUGCUCGCUUUCGGUGUGGUGGAACAAGGGACACGGCAAACACUGGUAUAUUCGGUGGUACCUGGAGGAGCACGGGGCUGCCGCCCAGUGGUUUCUCAACUACCUCACCUACUUUGUAUUGCUGAGCUACUUUAUACCCAUUUCCCUGUUCGUUACCAUCGAGCUAUGUAAGGUUAUUCAGGCCUACUGGAUGCGGCGCGACUCCCAUAUGAUGGAGAUCGUCAACGGAAGAUGGCGCCGAUGUAAGCCUAACACAUCUAACCUGAACGAACAACUUGCAAUGGUGCGUUAUAUUUUUACCGAUAAAACAGGUACGCUGACAGAGAACGUGAUGAAGUUCAAGAUGGGUGAUAUUAUGGGUAAUACGAUUCAUGCGGACGACGUUGAAGGUCUAGUCAAGUUGCUGAAACGAGAAAGUUCAACAUGUGCUGCUGCGGAGGAGUAUUUUCUUGCGUUGGCCCUUUGUCACACGAUUCAGCCGUUUCCAGACACACACCACCCUCUUGGGGUGGUGUAUGAGGGGAGUUCGCCUGACGAAGUGGCACUUGUCACUGCUGCCGCAGAGCACGGUUUUCGCCUGCGGGAACGCACCGCCCGCUCCAUGACGGUGGAGGUAGAGUCAAAGACCAAGGUGUAUGACAUCCUUGCCACACUGGAGUUCACACCUGAAAGAAAAAUGAUGAGUAUUAUUCUGCAGGAGCGCAAUGGGGAACGAAUUAUACUCUUAACAAAAGGGGCUGAUAGUUCCGUAACCUGCCGGACCGUGGAUGACGCGGCGGUUCAGGAGUAUAAGCGUGGCUUGUCGCACACGCUCUCCGAGAUGGCGGAAUACGGACUACGUACGCUUCUUGUCGCCACGCGCGAUCUCACCCCGAGGGAAUUUGGGGAGUGGAACGCACGCUUUUUGGAAGCCGGAAAACUGCUUGUGGGCCGCGCUGCGGCCGUCGACAAAGUAUGCGGCGAGAUCGAACAGAAACUUCGACUGCUCGGUGCCACCGCUAUUGAAGACAAGUUGCAAGAAGAAGUGCCUGAAACCAUCUCAUUCUUUCUUGACGCAGGUGUCGUGAUAUGGAUGCUCACUGGCGACAAGCGGGAGACGGCAGUGACGAUUGCCGCCACAACCUCGCUAUGUGAUCCAAGGAGGGACUAUGUUGUGCACGUUGACGUGGGCCCAAUUGACCCCAAACACCCGGAAGCGGUGGAAAAACUUGGGGCUGAUUUACGUGAAGCGGAGGUACACCUAGAACGCGCAAAAAAAGAGGGUGUCCGGUGUACACUCGUGAUUGAUGGUGCAUCUCUUAAUGUGGUGAUGAAGCACUACUACUCGUUGUUUCUAAAGCUUUCGAUGAGUCUUAGUUCGGCUGUAUGUUGUCGACUCACGCCGUUGCAGAAGGCCGAAAUUGUACGCAUGUUUCAAAAAUCAACGGGUCAGACAGCCCUGGCCGUGGGCGAUGGCGCAAAUGAUGUGUCCAUGCUUCAAGAGGCGCGUCUCGGCAUCGGUAUUAUUGGCCUUGAGGGGGCACAAGCAGCCCUCGCCGCGGACUACGCUAUUCCCCGGUUCAGAAACCUUCGUAGACUUUGUGCUGUUCAUGGGCGGUAUUGUCUUGUCCGUAAUGCGAGCUGCAUUGUGGUGAGUUUCUACAAAAACUUCGUGUUGGCUUUCAUUCAGUUUAUUUUUAGCUUUUACUGUGGCUUCUCAGGGCUCACGCUCUUUGACGGCUGGCUGCUGACGUUUUACAAUGUUAUGAUGACCAGCAUUCCGCCGUUCUUCAUGGGUAUCUUUGACAAGGACCUCCCCUCUGCAGCGUUACUUUCUCGCCCCGGCCUUUUCACCACCCUCUCGCACGGGCUGUAUUUUAACUGCUCUGUGUUCCUGCGGUGGCUCUUCGAGUCUGCGUUUCACGCAUGCACCGUAUUUUACGUGCUAUACCCGUCAAUGACGAACAACAACUUCAGCCUUCACGCGGACAUUUCCGGAAGUAUGGCGGGCACCAUGUGCCUGUUCAUGCUGGUGUCAGUCGUGCUGGGCCGCUUAGCUUUGCAGGUGCGGUAUUGGCAACCUCUGCAGGGUGUGGGGAUGGCUCUUUCCGCCGUCGUCGUGGUUUGUUUCCUCCUUGCGUACUCCUCCUUUACCCACAUCGGCGACUCGUCGCUCUACUGGCAGGUUUUCGUUUUGAUGUCUGGAGCAAAGUUUUGGCUGUAUCUGUUGUUUCUGGUGGGAAGCCUUAUUCUUAUCAUUGACUUGCCUAUGCUGUGCCUCCAGAAAACAAUUUGGCCCACUUUGCGCGACCGAGCAGAGCAGGAACACCUAGCGCUGCUCCGCGAGCGAAGAAACAAAGAGCCGGUGCAGCCAGUCUAA
Trypanosoma conorhini is the source of this 3273-nucleotide messenger RNA. Its product is annotated as phospholipid-transporting ATPase 1-like protein. The record is from RefSeq and is a predicted model, not a curated record. Bases 1 to 3273 code for a protein of 1090 amino acids. Gene Ontology annotation, biological process: phospholipid translocation. Gene Ontology annotation, molecular function: magnesium ion binding; ATP hydrolysis activity; ATP binding. NCBI's taxonomy places the organism in Eukaryota, Euglenozoa, Kinetoplastea, Trypanosomatida, Trypanosomatidae. Gene Ontology annotation, cellular component: plasma membrane. The transcript has a single exon.